GCGGGGGCCCGGUAACCGGGUGGGCAGCCAGAAGGAAACAGCAGAAUUGCACCUGAGGAUGGAUAACUAUUGUAUAUAACAUAUUGCUUCAUCUGAUCAGCAGCUUACUGAUGAAGAUGGCAAAGAAAAUGGAUUUGUUUCAGAAAAUUAUUUCUCGAAAUUCUUACCAAAGCUCUGUGGUGAUGUACAUUAGAAAAAAGCAUUAAUUGCUUCUAUCUCUAGAUACUUGUGUUUUUUCUAAUUGUAUAACUACUUGUCAGCAAAGAAAUCUGCAGGAUCUAAUAUGGAACCUAAGGACCUUCCUUCUGUGAAUGAAAAACCCUGUGAAAUUCAGCCAGUAACUCUAGGUAAUUCUGAAUCAAAUGAAGCUGAAUGUUGUGAAUUUGGAGUUGACUGGAGAAGCGGGCUGAGCAAUGAAACCACUGUGGUUCCUGAAAAGCAUUUCUCAAUUUUUCCGACUGAAGACACUAUUUCUGACCAAAUGUUGAACUUCUCUUUAAGUGGAGUAACAUGUGAAGACAAAUUUGUUGGUGAAAAAGUUGCAUUUAAUGAAUCUAACUAUGCUACCGCCGAUACUCCUGAAGGGUUAGUCAUAGAGAAAUGCAAUACGGAUGAAUCAUUACUACCUCUGCCCAACCAGAACUGGAGUUACAUUGAAAGUUUCAUAAAUGAGAACAAGGAUGAUUUUUUGGAUCUCUGUACGACAAAUGAAUUUUCAACUAAUUUAAUUGGUGAAGAGGACAGUGACAGUUUUUUAUUUGAUGAUGAUUCAACAUUAAGCAGUGAUGUAUGUUCGUUAAAGAUAAGGUACGAGUCUUUUCAGGACAACAUAAGGGAGCAAACUAAUUUCCAGGAAGAUGCACAGCUUAAUUUUUUCCCCAGUAUCCAAUGUAAUGGAACCAAGAAAGUUGCAAAAACCCCUAUAAAAAAUAAUGCUGUUUCUCCUGGGUUUAUUCCAGAAGGAGGAAAAGGAUGCAAUGGUCAGGAACGUAGCAAGUUGUAUGAAUUGGAAACUAACCAGUGUCUUUUAUCAGGUGUUUUUCUGGAUAACUGGAAAGAAGGUGGCCAGGAUUCAAUCGAUUCAGUUUGUUUAUCCUCCAUUAUAGAUGAAGAUCAGGAAAACUGGCAAUUAUUAAGAAAAAAUGCUCAGAGGUGUUCAAAGCAAACCAAUUACACAUUGAGGGCUAAACGACAAAUACGGUACAGUGAUGAUUAUUUAUACGAUAUUGAUUCCUUGGAGACUGUGAAACUAUCAGGUACAAAGGACCAUAUUACAGAAUCAACACAGGAAGAUGAUGAUGACUGGUGCCCUCGGAAAAGAAGAAAGACUGGGAAAAAAGAGGCACCUGUUGUAAUCAAAUAUAUAAUUGUCAAUCGAUUCAAAGGCCACAAAAGCAUGCGUGUAAAAAUUAGUAAAUUAGACUCCACAGAGAAGCAAGUUCUAUUGACUGAUGAAUUUGUUAAAAAAUACCAGAAACUUUCACCACUUAAGGAUUUUUUGCCUCCAGUUCCUUACAGUUGUAAUGUGUACCCUAUUCAAGAAAGGGAUGAUGGAAAACUAAAACCUUGCUCUGGUGCUGGAAUGUCUUACAUGUUCUUUGCUUCUAAAAAUAAAAAACACACCCUUGUUAACAAGAUGUCAUCAGUUAAAGUAGGACACACUUUGAACAGGCCAAAUGAUGGUAUCCUUGAAGCAAACACAGGUAUAUCUACAAAGGCCCCAAAAUAUGAUAAAUCAGUGUAUGAAUUUACAGAUGAAGUAGAGUUAAAGCGCAUCACAAUUAGGACUGUGAGUGAGCCAAACCAGUUGAGACUUGUGCAUGAAGACUUGAAACAACUAAAGAGCAAACAAGAUGUGUUUUCAAAGAGAGGGAAAGCAAAUAGCCAGAUUGGUAAGGAUACCUUUGAUAGAAAUUCUGCAAGAAGUGCAAAUGGAAAGUCUCCAGUUCCACAUGCAGAAAUGCACAGAAAUUCAGGUCAGUGUAAUGCUGCUUCUCCUUCUCCUUUACCUAAUUUUAACACAGCUAGCUUGCAUUCCCCAGCAUUCCAUGGCAAAUUAGAAGCACAUAGUGGCUUACUUUCUCCAGUUCCAGCUACCAGCUGCCCCGAGUGGCCUGUACCAUCUGCUUAUAAUACGCUCACAAUCCCAGAAAUCUCUGGGGGAUAUUUCCGGUCUCUGCUUGAUGGAGAUGAUCCCUCAAUUAACACACACCUUCAGCUUUCCUCCCAGCAUUCUUCUGUCAAUGGGCAGUGUAACAAAAUUGUAACAGAAAACCCAUUUUCUUCUCCACAGCAAAGACAGAGUGAUGAUCGUGCCACACGGUGCAAUGGUGGUGAGCCAAAUAUAUGUCAGCAUUUGGAAGAAAAGUCACAAGUUCAGCAAAUGUGGAGUGUAGAAACUGUUCAGAAUCUGCAUUUGCACGGGGGGAUGGGAAAAGAUCUUUUUCACUUGUGGGCAGAUGACUCAGAAAAUGAAAGCCUGGUACAGGUUGAAGCUGAAAAACGACCAACUACAAACAGGAACUUGAAUCACCAUGUUUUUACGUCUCACAGUAGUCAAAAUGAAAUGAAUGUCAACUGCAGUCAAAAAUAUUUGAAUGAAAAAACAAACCAAACCCUUCCUUCAAAAGACUCCUUGUGUAUUUUGGACAUUUCAAACUUUACUCCAGCAAGAGUGAAGCAGAGGUCUUGGUCUAGAUUUUCACAGGUGAACACACCUGGAGUCCUUUCUGAAACCAACAUAUCCUUGGACCAGUGCAGAUGUGAUCAGGUUUUCAAUAAGGUCGGGCCACCAAGUUUGUGUGUAAAUCAGUGGCAGACAUGUGGUGAGCUGAAUAGAAAUGUGAAAACUUACUCCUUUACUAGUGAUCCAUCAUGUAUGUCAUUUUCACAAAGUGCAAGACCUUUUCAUUCACAAGCUUCUGAUCAUAUAAAUUCCACAAGUAAUUGCAAAUUUAAUAAGGCAAUAAACUUCACUAGAACAAAGAUUUUGAAUACAAAUGCAAGUCAAUGGGAUGAAAAAGCUCUUCAUGAAUACAGAGGUUAUAGUACUGAGAUAGAAACUAUAAAAGUAGAGACUAUUGAAAAGAAUGAUGAUGCUUCACUUGAAAAAGAAGCAGUUGAAGUUCAAGGAAACACUUCGGGUGGGUCGUAUGCUGAGCAGAUGAACCAAUCUGAAAAGGCCUACAAACCUACAAAAGGAUUUACAAAUAAAGAUUUAGAAAUGUGUGCUAAACUGGUGAAAAAAGGUUUAAUAAAUACAAAAUCCAAACUUCCUAUAAAUGGAGAAAAUCUGAAUGGAAAAGAUGACUACUGGCUGGUACCUACAGAGUCCUGUGCAGAUCUGAUGGGAGAAAAUCAUAUAGGAAGCAGAGUAUUAAAUGGUCAUCAGAGGGAAUUUGAAGAACCUGACAAUAUCCUUUCUAAUAUUGUCUCUGGAAUGGCAGCAGUUCAGCGGUUUAUGAUGGCCUCUGUGGAACCAAUGUUAAACCCUGGAGACGUUGUUCUGUCUGCAAUUAAUCCGUCUGCAGAACUGAAGAAUAGUUACAAAUGGAAAUCCAAACCAUUGUAUGCACUGCACAUUGGUGCAAAAGAUUUGAAAAAUAAGAAGUCACAGCAUGGUUCAGAAUGCAUUCCAAGCAGGGAUAGCCCAAAUAAUGAAUCUGUCAAUCGUAUCUCAUCUUGCUGUGCUCAAAAUGUAUCCAACCCUGUUACACAACCAAACUGACUUCAGCAGAUCUACAUGCAGUGCACUUCAUAGCACUAGAAACUGUACAGUAGCUGGAUUUAAAAAGGAAAAAUCUAUAAUGUGAAUCAUCAAUUUUACUACCUCGCCCUACAGUAGAUUACAAUAGUGAUUUUAAGUCCUGUCUUAUAUAUUUAAAACAGUACUUCUGAUUCACUCUUAUCCAGCAUAUAGCUCCCUUUUAAGACAAAAAAGGGUCAUGUUAAGUAAAUAUUUCAAUAAUCCAUAAAAUGUCUUCUUUACACAAAUUACAAAACAUUAUUUGUGUUUUUGGUACAUAUCUGCUCAGAAAUGUGCCUUUAUUUAACUGUUGCAUAUCAUGGGAAAUCAGCACAACAUACUUUACAAAGUAACAGCAAUGAGCAAUCUGUUUACAGCUUUGCCAUUAGUCCCGACUCUAUUUAAUGUGUGUAACAAAUUACCUGAAGCAUUAGUAUGUUACAAAACUGGGAUAACUACUGUAUUUUAAUACUUGCAAUUCAGCUGAUGUAGUGAGAAGAUUGAAUUUUGUCAGGAAAUCCACAAGUAAGCACUGAAAAGUGAUACUCCCAAGUAAUCACUGGCUGUACUAUAAAAGAAACCAGUAAAAACACACUUGUAUUAAUUGACCUGAUGUUGCAGUCUUGAAGAAUUAUCCAUUUUGUAAAUUUUGCAUAAAGUUUAUAUGCAACUU
Callorhinchus milii (elephant shark) is the source of this 4418-nucleotide messenger RNA. RefSeq names its product neurite extension and migration factor-like. The record is from RefSeq and is a predicted model, not a curated record. NCBI's taxonomy places the organism in Eukaryota, Metazoa, Chordata, Chondrichthyes, Chimaeriformes, Callorhinchidae. The transcript is spliced from 2 exons. Bases 284 to 3727 code for a protein of 1147 amino acids. Gene Ontology annotation, biological process: negative regulation of neuron migration; negative regulation of cell adhesion mediated by integrin; negative regulation of cell-cell adhesion mediated by cadherin. Gene Ontology annotation, cellular component: nucleus.